CGCCCGCACCUGUCCGCGCGCACCUGGCCGCGCGCACCUGCGGCCCAGCUCGGGGCGCCUCCUGCCGCGCAGCAGCCUCUGGCCCGCAGGCCCGGACCCCUCGGAGACCAGGGUCGCUGGGAGCGCCGGGUCGAACCGCCUGGCCUUCGGGGCUGCUUCGUGCGGCACCAGCGCUUCGGCGCCGCCGUGUCCGUCUGCUGCGGAGCCGUCGUCUCACCGAAGCCGUGGACCUGUGCUGACUCAGGGGCAAGACUUGCAGUCACCCAGCCCGAAACUUGGUUGUGCCUUUGGGGGACGUGAAGGCGCAUCUCACGCUGUCUUUUGUGGGGCUGCCUCCACGCUUUGUUUACUGUUGGGUCGCCUGCUUGGCGUCCCGUCUUUUCUGCGGGCAGGAUGGCCAAUUCGGGCCUGCAGCUACUGGGCUUCUCCCUGGCAAUGCUGGGCUGGGUGGCCCUGGUGGUGAGCACUGCCAUCCCGCAGUGGCAAAUGAGCUCGUAUGCGGGUGACAACAUCAUUACGGCUCAGGCCAUGUACAAGGGGCUGUGGAUGGAGUGCGUCACGCAGAGCACCGGGUUGAUGAGCUGCAAAAUGUACGACUCGGUGCUUGCCCUGCCCGGGACAAUACAAGGCACUCGAGCCUUAAUGGUGUUGUCCCUGGUCCUGGCCUUCCUGGCCAUGAUAGCAUCCACCGUGGGCAUGAAGUGCACUCGCUGUGGGGGAGACGACAAAGUCAAGAAGGCCCGGAUAGCCAUGACCGGAGGCAUCAUCUUCAUCGUGGGAGGUCUCGCGGCCUUUUCAGCGUGCGCAUGGUGUACGCAUCAGAUCAUCACAGACUUCUACAAUCCUUUAACUCCCGUGAACGCCAAGUAUGAGUUUGGUUCUGCCGUCUUUAUUGGCUGGGCAGGGUGUGCUCUGACCAUCCUGGGAGGCGCACUGCUCUCUUGCUCCUGUCCUGUGCGUGAGAGCAAAUCUUCCUACCGCGCCUCCCAGUCCUACCCCAAGUCUGCCUCUGCCAAGGAGUACGUGUGAGCUGGGGUUGCCAGGCUCCAGGCAGACAGGCUGUGGGUGUGCCCAGGCGCCUUCUAGAAUCUGGGGUAGAGGGCUCAGCCUGUGGGCAGGGAGCGGGACAAAGGCUUCCAGCUCAGGCUCAGUCCAUCCCUGCAGACCACGUACAGCCCUGGGGGGGUGGGGUGGGGGAGACACAAAAAGGAGGGUGUGCUUUUUGUACAGUAAUAAAAAAAAUAAGUUUUGGAAAAUAGGCUUUUUUCCCCUGGACCUCUACUUUCUUCCUGCCCAGAUCCUAACAGGACAUGGAAACCAACAUUUACUUAAGAAAAAAAUCAAACCAAACCUUACCUUUAGAGCACUAGUGAUAUGCCUGGCUGUCCUGGCCCAUUUCACUGUUCCUCAGACCUAACACCUCCACCCCGGACUCAAAGACUCAGGUGCUUGUACCCACUUCCUGUUCUUGUUAAGCAGUUACCGGGUAAUUUAAAAAAAUACUUUAUUAAGUAAGGAGGGACCCUGUUCUCUUGGCUUAUCCUAUGCCCCCAUUCCGCUUCCUUUCCUGCCCCAUCGGCUCCCUGACUCACAGAGAGGGGGUGGGACAGGGUAAGGGAGGACAGUUCUGGGCCCAGGCUUCCCCUUUCCCCUUCACUGCAGUCCAGUGAAAUUUGACUGUCAAAUAUCCAGGUCGUCAUCUGGAUCUUCUAGGUCCAGGUCAUCGUACGCAUCUGGCUCAUACAAGAUGUGGCCGGAGGCCUGGCUCGGCCCAGAGCGCAGCAGGGCUUGUUGUCUGAGGUGGGAAUAAUUGGUGCCGGUGAGGGCGGGCAACAGGUCAGGUCCAGAUGCCUUCUUCCCGUGGCUGUGACCGCCACUCAGCCACACUCCAAACCUGUCCACUUCCUGGUCACAGUCCCCAUCUCCUCACUCCCAUGAUUUGCCAGGACUGAAUCACUACCCACGCAGGGCAGGUGCUCAUCUAAUGCUCCAACAACACCUUAACCUCUUAGCAGCUCGAGGGCAAGGAUUCUGCCGCUGUCUUGCUUCACAUACCCACACACUGGGCACAGAGCAGAGCCUCCGCCACACCCAUAUAGCUUUCAGGCCCAGCACUGCAUCUACCUCCCAUGUUCCAGUCUGGCUCAGCGCAGCCUCACAUUACUCUGGGAACAAUCAGGAGCCAGAACCCGCCGGUCAGAAAGACCCUCUGCCAUUGUGGAGGUAUGGGCAGGAAGGGAACCACUCCCUGCGUUUGUCCCUGGGGUGGACUUCAGCCCCUAUAAAGUCUAAGAGGUUAAUCAAUAACCUGUCAUCACCUCCCCUCUGGCCCAGAUGCUGGGCUCUGCUCCUGAAUUCAGGCUCUAAGCCCCAGUCUUACUUUUCCGAGCUGAACUGGAAGGGCAGAGCCAGGCUAUCUCUAGUUUCUCUCUCCUUCUUGGACAAGUGAAGAUUAAAGGUCACGUGACUGGUGGGGUCCACCUGUAGACACAAAGGGUGCUGCCAUUUGGACUCAUUCGAGGACUCUCUGACCCCGCCCCCAGCCCCUGCAGCUUUUAGUUUCCUUUUCUCAAAUCCCAAGUUCUCUUGCUCUGGCCCAGGCACUCUUAAGAUACCAGGACUGUGUGAGAAUCUGGGUGGGGCUGGGACUGUAGGGGAGGCCCUUCUUGGAGAUCCAGGCUGAAGUCAGGAAGGAUGGAAAACCAUUGAGUCUGGGGAGAAAAAAGGAGAGUUAAAAGUAUCUUUUCAGGGCUGGGGAUUUAGCUCAGCGGCAUAAGCGCUUGCCUUGCAAGCAGGCAGCCGUGAGUUCGAUCCCCAGUACCGAUAAGAAGGAAAAAGACAAAAAAAAAAAAAGUAUUUUUUUCCUCUCUCUCUCUCUCUCUCUCUUCUUUUUGAGAUGGGAUCUUGCUAUGUGGUUCAGGCUGGCCAUGAACUCACCAUGUAGCUCAGGCUGGCCUGGAUCUUAGGGCAAUCCUCCUGCCUCAGCCUCCCAAGUGCUGGCAUUACAAGUGUGUGCCACCACACUUGAUUGUACUUUCCCAUUUUACUGGAUAAACCAGAGAAUUCAGGCUCUCAUGUCUUUAGUUAUUAAUCAUCUAAACUGGUUGCUUACAGCCUAUGCCCUCAACUUCUAAAGCCUGUUUUAAAUCUUUUUCAACUUUCUGAAAGACACACUAUUUUCAUUGGUUCACAACUUUUAGUCAAUCAAUCCUGAGUUCAGAUGCUAGCUAUGCCACUUUAUAACUUUGGGUAAGUGACUUAAAUUUCCCUGGAAUUGUUUACUGGUCUUCGAAAGGAGGAUGAUAAAGUGAUUACCUCACAGGGCAGCUGUGAUGAUCAAAAGAGGUAACAGAAGACACAAGGAAAGGGGAGAGAGCCAGUUUAGUGAGUGGCAAGGGUACAUGGACAAGGCCCUGUGUUCAAUAUCUGUACCAUAAAAGCAAAUCGGCCACAAGGAAGUACGCAGUUAAAUAGCCUGCUCUUUAAUUGUUCUUCCCAUCAUGCCACUGGUUUCUCUUACCCUAACCUCUAGCCUCCUAGGGCUUUUCCUCACCUGAUAAGUUGGGCGAUGUCCGGGCUUCCGGUAGAGGAUGUGGGCUGAGGCCUGGCCCAUGGUACCACGCAGGCUCACCUCGAUCUGGGCAAGGCUGCCCAGUGCUCCAAGGGGGCCCGGGGCAUGAAGCUCUUCAUGCAGCAGACCCAGCACAUUGACCCGUUCUCCUGGAGAACGGUCACCUGCAGAGCGACAAGAAAAUGAAGGGCACAAGACAGUAGGAGGGGCCAGGGAUACAGCUCGGUGGCCUCAGUGCCUGCCUGGCAAACGCACGUUUGUGAGUUCAAAACCCGGUACCAAAAAGAGAAAAGAAAAGAUAAAAAGACAGAAAGACAGCAGGAAACCUUUACAGUGGAGGCCUGGGAGGAGACAGUGCAGAAAAGGAUGGGGUGGCCCGCAUUGCAUCCUAGCUGCCACAGUCCUAACUCAGGCCAGUUUCAUGGCCCUGCUUGAGCCUCUUUCCACCUGUACCCUAAUACACUCCCUUCCUCUAAGGCAGAUCUGAUCACGGCCCCACUCCGAGUUCAGCACCCCUCUGAGCCUUCAGGAUGGAGCAAACACUUUCAGCACUUAACUCCACUAACUUUCCAGUCUCAUCUCUUCCACACCGAACUACCUGCAGUUUUUGAAACUUGCCAAGAUCUCAGUGUCUUUCUUCCCCUCACUUUUGGGAGCAUUAACGGACUGUCAGCACCGCACUAAACACUUUAACACAGCAUUUUAAUCCUUACAAAGGUCAGGUUUUAUUUUUAUGUUUUGCUGGUACUAAGGAUUGAACCCAGGGCCUUAGCACUGAUCUACCCUCCCAGUCCCUUUUUCGUAUUUUAUUUUGAAACAGGAUCUGGUUAUGUGGAUAGUUUGUGCAGGCGAGGCUUGAUACUGUGAUCUUUUUGCCUCAGCUUCCCAGAGUGCUGGGAUUACAGGCCUCUGCCACCACACCUGGGCAAAGAUCAGUUUUUAGACCAAACCACAUGGCAACUUCAAUGGCUCAUUCUAAUGCUGUAUUUCCACCCUCACCACUUUUCUGCAGGGGAAACAAGCACCCCAGACUAAGCGCUUCUGUACAAAGCUUGGUAUCUCUAACCCUAAAACCCACAGUGUACUUCAGGGCUAAUGUCAUUGCCCCUCUUCGGAUAAGCCUAGCUUACCUGUUGCUCUUUGAGAUAGUUCCUUCCUUAAGGUGUCCUGUCUAUAUGAUCACAGCUCCUAUCAGACUAUCUUGUCACUACCUGUUUACCUGUCUGUCUUUUAUGAGACUUCCAACUCCUGGAAGGCAAUGAUACCACAAAGUUCAGUCUUUAUUUUUCUACUAUCUAUGUAUUUAAUACUUGUUAAAGGGGUGAAGGAGAUGAAUAAAGAAGGCUGAAGAGUUGGAAUAAAGUCUGAUGAAAAACC
Messenger RNA from Cavia porcellus (domestic guinea pig), 4948 nucleotides. RefSeq names its product claudin 7 (gene Cldn7). NCBI's taxonomy places the organism in Eukaryota, Metazoa, Chordata, Mammalia, Rodentia, Caviidae. The coding region runs from base 394 to 1029 and encodes 211 amino acids. The transcript is spliced from 4 exons. Gene Ontology annotation, cellular component: bicellular tight junction; plasma membrane. Gene Ontology annotation, biological process: bicellular tight junction assembly; cell adhesion. The record is from RefSeq and is a predicted model, not a curated record. Gene Ontology annotation, molecular function: structural molecule activity.